CCACACUUUAAUUGCAGAGAAGACUCUCCUUGUCUGCUUGCUUCUCCACCUCCAUUCCUUUUGCUCGUUGUGCAUCUGCAAUUGUAAUUGAUAUUGCAAGCGCGACUUUGCCCGUCGACGCGUAGGGUGAAGCCGCACUUUCUGGGUCAAGCAACUACCCCUACUCCUCCCUCCUGAGACCAAACACCACCUUACACCGGCGGGCAUCCUCGCCUCCACAGCAAGGCAAACCAUGGAUAUCGUCCUCGAGCUGUUCGACACCUUUCUAUUUGAUUCCAUCUAUGCGACUCUCUUGCCGGCCCAAUUCUCCCCCGUCGACGCCAAUGCUACUCUCUCCAGCAUCAGGGGGCAGCCUACCAAUUACCAACCCACUGCGUGGCAAUAUGCUCCAGCGAGUGACUAUAUAUCCUUCGAGCCGGGAAAAUACGCGUACCUCAGUCAAUGGGCCCGUAAUGACUGGCGCCGGCAGCUUUUGAGCCUGUAUAUCAUCACCUGGAUAUUUGGUCUAAUUGUCUACUUUGUCUUCGCGACAUUCUCCUACGUCUUCAUCUUCGAUAAAGCCACCUUCCAUCACCCGAAAUACCUCAAGAAUCAGAUCCGCCUUGAGAUAAGCCAAACCAAUGUCUCCCUGCCGUUGAUGGCCAUUUUAACAGCUCCUAUUUUCUUCUUGGAGGUUCGCGGCUACUCGAAGCUGUAUGACAAGACUGCUGAUGGCCCGGGAGUGUGGUAUAAUUAUUUGCAGUUCCCCUUCUUCAUCUGCUUCACCGACUUUUUCAUCUACUGGAUCCAUCGUGGUCUGCACCACCCAUUGAUUUACAAGAAUCUUCACAAGCCGCAUCACAAAUGGAUCAUGCCUACACCAUUUGCGUCGCAUGCUUUCCAUCCUCUGGACGGCUUUGCGCAGGGCAUCCCUUAUCACGUCUUUGUCUUCCUGUUCCCGCUCCAGAAGUUUGCCUACGUGUUCCUUUUCGUCCUGGUCAACGUCUGGACUGUUCUUAUCCACGACGGAGAAUAUGUCGCCGACAAUCCGAUUAUUAACGGUGCCGCUUGCCACACCAUGCACCAUUUGUACUUCAACUUCAACUACGGUCAGUUCACAACCAUUUGGGACCGCAUGGGAGGCAGCUACAGAAAGCCAAACGACGAACUCUUCCGGAAAGAGCUCAAGUUCUGCCAAGCGGAGUGGAAGAGGCAGACUGCCGAGAUGGAGAAGAUUGUCAAAGCCGUCGAGGGUGAAGACGACCGACAGUAUCUUCCCGAUGAGACGAAGAAAGUGCGAUAGACUCUCUGCGCCGCAUGGUGUUGUCUUGGCCCUGGUCUAAUAGAAGUACAUGCGGUGGAUAGUUAGAUGGAUCCGUCAGGGUAGAGUCGUGGAUGAUGAAUGCGGUUAAUAAGACAUAAGAGAAGCUCGCGGUAGGUAAAAUCUUAGUUGUACAUACCUUUCGACGCACUCGCUGCACGGAAUCUUUGUGGACAUGGGCCCUAGAGGCCUGUUUUAAUACGGUGUCAAUAGUGGGAAUGGUGGUAAUUGGUAAUGAGGGUGGUAUUUGUGGCGACCGCGCCCUUCACUGUGAAUAUACACGUGUGUCCUUA
This is a messenger RNA of Lindgomyces ingoldianus, 1593 nucleotides long. RefSeq lists its product as uncharacterized. Gene Ontology annotation, molecular function: oxidoreductase activity; iron ion binding. The record is from RefSeq and is a predicted model, not a curated record. Bases 233 to 1282 code for a protein of 349 amino acids. The transcript is spliced from 3 exons. Gene Ontology annotation, biological process: lipid biosynthetic process. Lineage: Eukaryota; Fungi; Ascomycota; Dothideomycetes; Pleosporales; Lindgomycetaceae.